AUGGAACUCGUUGACUACGAUCUUAAAACUUCCAUGCAGACAAUGCACAGCAACAAACAGUUGUUCUCAGUUGAACACGUCAAAUGCUUAAUGAAGCAACUGUUGAGGGCGGUGCAACACCUUCAUGACCAUCACGUUAUGCAUCGCGACCUCAAAACAAGUAAUAUCUUGCUGUCGAACGAAGGUAUCCUGAAAGUGGCCGAUUUCGGGAUGGCCCGAGAAUACGAACUUAAUCCUCGGCUAUAUACGCCAGCUGUAAUGACACGCUGGUACCGGGCACCUGAAAUACUGCUGCUGCUGAAAGAAUACUCCUACCCUGUCGACAUGUGGAGUAUUGGGUGCAUCUUCGCUGAAUUGGUUACCUUGCGGCCACUGUUUCCCGGCUCAUCUGAAUUGGAUCAGAUGACCAAGAUAUUUAAGACUUUGGGGACGCCCUCAGAUUCAAUUUGGCCGGGUUUCAGCGAAUUACGAAUGGUGAAAAAUAUUAUGUUUGACAAUUAUCCUCCGGGCGGGUUGCGCAAAAAAAUAAGUCAGGAGCUGCUUUCAGAAGAUGGGCUCUCUUUACUACAAAGCUUUUUGACAUUUGAUCCAUCAAAAAGAAUCACAGCAGCCGCUGCUUUAGAGCACGCGUACUUCAAUGAGCAGCCGGUGGCGGUGGAGCCGGCCAUGUUCCUGACGUUACCCGCUCGCGGCGCUGUCAGGCCCGGGUGA
This is a messenger RNA of Spodoptera frugiperda (fall armyworm), 711 nucleotides long. Its product is annotated as cyclin-dependent kinase 11B-like. The coding region runs from base 1 to 711 and encodes 236 amino acids. Lineage: Eukaryota; Metazoa; Arthropoda; Insecta; Lepidoptera; Noctuidae. Gene Ontology annotation, cellular component: nucleus. The record is from RefSeq and is a predicted model, not a curated record. Gene Ontology annotation, biological process: protein phosphorylation; regulation of mitotic cell cycle. The transcript has a single exon. Gene Ontology annotation, molecular function: ATP binding; cyclin-dependent protein serine/threonine kinase activity.